GUCGAUCACUGCUGACUGGUGACCCUGCUCAUUCAUUUGUCGGGAUCCCCUAGAAAAGACAAAAAGGACAGACAGCACAAAAAAGUGCGCUUCGAGAUCGAACCCUAACUAAUUGCCACGCUUACACAUCCGCUUACCAUGUCCACACCGUCGGAAACCGCUGCUUCGGCGGAGAAUUCAACCAACCCACCUGCACCUCAGACUGAGGGUCAGGAACCGACUCCGGCCCAGACCACCCAAGCUCAGGCCUCAUCGGAGCCUGCUACCAACGGUAAAGAUGUUGAACUUGAUCUGCCGACCUCCGCCGCCGACGGUCUCAUCCAAAAGCCUUUCCCCCGACCUCUCGAGACCUCGAAGCCCGAACCGCCCGCCGAGCUCAAUGAGAAGGAGAAAGCCAAAUACGAGGAAGUCCUGAAGACAGUCUCGGAGUGGACAACCGUUCCUACCACCUCGGCAAACAAUGCUCCCUCCGAGCCGAUCACCGACAACGAGCGCAUGUACUUGACUCGGGAGUGCCUGCUUCGAUACUUGCGGGCGACUAAGUGGAAUGCCCAGGAGGCCGCGGCUCGACUCCAACGAACCCUGACAUGGCGCCGCGAGUACGGUGUGGAGGGACUGACGCCAGAGUACAUCUCGAUCGAGAACGAGACGGGAAAGCAGGUCCUCCUUGGGUAUGACAUCCACGGGCGGCCGUGUCUCUAUCUUCUGCCGUCCAACCAGAACACGGAGAAGAGUGAUCGCCAAAUCCAGCAUCUGGUGUUCAUGCUGGAGCGACUGAUUGAUUUGAUGCCGCCUGACCAGGAGACUCUGGCAUUGAUCAUCAAUUACAGCGACACGAAAUCUGGACAAAAUGCCAGCAUCUCGCAGGCCAAACAGGCCCUUGGCUUCUUGCAGAACCAUUAUCCGGAGAGACUGGGUCGGGCCUUGGUCAUCAACAUGCCAUUCAUGAUCAUGGGAUUCUUCAAGCUUAUCACCCCGUUGAUCGACCCCAACACCCGACCCAAGCUCAAGUUCAACGAAGAUCUGCGACAGCAUGUGCCCCCAGGCCAGCUGAUGAAAUCCAUGGGAGGCGACGUCGAAUUCCGAUAUGAUCAUGCCCAGUACUGGCCUGCCUUCGUUCAAUUAACCGAGCAGCGGAGAGCUGCAUACAAAGAGCGGUGGGUUCAGGGCGGCAAGCGAGUCGGCGAAUAUGAGCACUACCUCAAGACCGGCACUAGCCCCAGCCUCGCCCAGAGCCAGUAACUGACGGGCUUUCGAUACGGCCCUAUAGAGCCGCGCUUGAUUUCCGGGUCAUUUCUUUCGAUUCGUUUAAUAUCUAGAGGUCAUAUUUUCAGCCUGCGUUAUACACCUGCCGUGACUUCUUUAGAAGAUGCAUUAUCGCUACUGUUGAUAUAUAUAUAUAUAUACAUUUCGGGUUUUAGAUCUUUGAUUAUUUGCUGGUUUCUAUUUGGUGCUUCUAGCCUGUUUAUUGUUGUUCCAUUGAAGAGGCAUGCAGAAAUCAUGUUUAUAGACUAGAUCGCUUUUCUCUACAAACAUCUUGUGUUAUACAUUUGGACAUUCUCAAUACAAUCUAUGC
Molecule: messenger RNA, 1576 nt
Organism: Aspergillus steynii IBT 23096
Lineage: Eukaryota; Fungi; Ascomycota; Eurotiomycetes; Eurotiales; Aspergillaceae
Product: CRAL/TRIO domain protein
Exons: 3
Coding region: 139-1242 (367 amino acids)
Molecular function (GO): phosphatidylinositol transfer activity
Source: RefSeq, a predicted model, not a curated record